Trichoderma gamsii is the source of this 183-nucleotide messenger RNA. RefSeq lists its product as hypothetical. The transcript has a single exon. NCBI's taxonomy places the organism in Eukaryota, Fungi, Ascomycota, Sordariomycetes, Hypocreales, Hypocreaceae. Bases 1 to 183 code for a protein of 60 amino acids. The record is from RefSeq and is a predicted model, not a curated record.
AUGCCAUGCAGACCAACUGGAGAUCUUUUGCACGCAAGUGCCCGCAGGCCCGAAUCUCUUUGGCUCUUGCAGCAGCCGGCCAUCCGUCUUUCGAGUUGCCGCAGGCCGACAGCUGGCCGCACCAUAUCGGUCCUCGCAGCUUGGCAGCUUCACGAUGAGUCCAUGCGAGAAGGUCCCCAAUAG